AUGCCGACCUCGCAACCGCCGCUGAACAGUCUGGCGACAAGAUGGAGAGCGUGCAAAGGACAUGUACCACCGCCCCUCGUCGGCGCUUCUGUCACCGUCGUAGACAGCGAUCGCUUCGAUGGCCCCUCAUCAUCACGCCCUUCUGCGGGCAAGAUCUAUCUCUUCGGCGGCCGCCUCGUCUCAACUCGGCGCAUGGUCAACGAGCUCUACGCUCUGGACCUCGCCACUUUACACUGGGAGAAGAUCGAUUUGGACGAGUCAGACGUCCGACCUCCACCACGCUACUUCCACUCAUGCGAGGUAUGGCGUGGAAAGCUCAUCGUCUUUGGCGGCAUGGGAUAUCAGACAAUUCACGCCACACCCUUGGAGGAUCCUGCGGCUGCGACGUCGCCAAAUAGUCCAGCAAAGCCUGGAAGCAAGAGCGAGGCCCUUUGCGUUCUCAGUGAGGUAGUGGCUUUUGACCUCGAAACAAGGAAGUGGGAGCUCGACUAUGUGCCGCCGAGCACUGAGGGCGGGCCUGCGCCUCGCUAUGCUCAUCUAUCGUCCAUAUGCGGUGACUCCUUGGUUGUCAUUGGGGGCCAGGACGUGGCGAACCAGUACGUGGACCAGAUCAACGUGUUAGAUUUGAGCAAGAGGAGUUGGACAGGAUCGACGACGUUCCAGCGCCAAUGCGGGAGCUACCGCUCUCUGGCAGUCUCGUCGCCUUGGAUCGUCGAGAGCGGGUCAAAGUCACAAGACUUAGUGGAGAUUCUGGCUGGGAGGAGAACAGGCUCGACGACGCCGGUCACCUCGGUGGCUCAGGGAAGGCCACGAGCUGGGACGCAUAGCUCGAGCACGACAGCUGGGUCCAGCCUCAACGCUGUGACUCCCUCGUCCCUAUCCGGCUCAGCGUCCAACCUCAGCGGCCUGGCCGAAUCUGAUACGAAUGCAACAUCCCCCGGCGCAGCUUCAAUAGGCGGCGCCGCAAGUAGCAAGGAAGAAGGGCAAAGUCGCAGUCCAUUGACAGGGCUGCAGCCUCUCUCGAUGAGUCGUGCAGCAGAUGUCCAUUCGUCGGGCAUCUACAUCUACUCCAACUACAACUUCACUGAUGUCAAGAGGGAGCUCGAGGUCGCGUCGCUAGCUGACGAGGGCGCGGUGGUCGAGCUUGAGGAUCGCUCCUCGCACAUGGCGGGCGCGACGCUACCGCCCGGCCUUCGUUUCCCUACGGGAGUCGUCGUGGGCGAUCAUCUCCUCAUCUCCGGUACAUACUUGGCCAAUACGGCGCAGAAUUUCAGCAUCUGGUCGCUUUACCUCCCCAAGCUGGCAUGGGCUCGUCUUGACGUCGGGCCUCUGCUGCAGUCUGGCUCGUGGAAUCGUGCAGUGCAUUGGGGUGCGCGAAACCAGCUGCUGAUCCUGGGCAAUCGCGAUCGUGACCUCGUGGCCGACUACAACCAUCGCCAGACCAAUUGGGAUCACGUUCUCGUGCUCGACUUGGAGGCAUGGGGCAUUUCGCAACCUCCGCCGAGACCAAUGAGCAACGAGGCGAUGGAGAUGGGGCUCAGAAAGCUGGAGGCCAGCGUUGCGUCCUCCUCUGCAGCUACUGCGCUCGCCAAGCAAGGGUCGCGCCAACAGUACAAUACCUCGCGGACGACCUCGAUCCUCGACUCCAAGUCUUGGCUGGCGUCACGCAAUGACGGCCCUCACGCCCCACUCCUACCUACCGCCUUUGGUAGCGGAGGCGACUUUGAGAUCGUUUGCUCCGACGGCGUGCGAUUAGGCUGUGAUCGAGCAGUACUUGAGGCUCGUUGGCCGUGGUUUCGAGCGAGGAUGAAGCGCUUUCAGAAGCAAGCCAAAGCUGCAGCCGAGCUGGUCAUGGCGCAGCGGCCCGCAGACGGCGAGGGCGACGAUGCGGUCGAGCAUCGCACACGAUACGUCAUUGCACGGUACAAUGCCUCCCUGGACGACGGUACUGCUCCACCUUCCCCAGCGCACUCACGCUCCGGCUCCAAUGGAACAGCUCUAUUUGGUCGUCCACCAGUGGCGGACCACUCCCAUCUCCCGCGGCAUCUUCACAUGUCCGAGGCUUCACCCGUCGUACUUGCUCUGCUGCAAUUCUUCUACACGCGCUCCAUCUCUACCCCACUUCAGCGUCAUCCCGCGGUAGUGGCAAGCUUGCUCAUCCUUGCAAAGCUUUAUGGAUUGGAAGACACCCUUGGUAUGUGGGCAAGGCAUGCCGCUUCAGUGUUGCUCAGCGAGGAUCUGCUACCGGAAGGAAUUGCUGCGAAUCACCUGGGAGUGGGUACGCCUAUGGCUAGUUCGCCUACAGAUACGCCCACUGGACGAGCGCUUAGCGUGAAGGCGGCGGCAGCUCUUUCACCGGAGGAAUGCCACCGGCUGGCGGUCGUCCUGUAUGAGGCGGCAGGGAUGGCCGGGUGUGAGCCCCUGCAACUGCGUGCCCUGCGCACCGUCGUCCUACUCAGCAAGCAUAUCCAGCGUAUACACUUUGGCGGCAGCGAGCCGGCAAGCACAUCAAGAAGACCCUCUGAGAUGAGCCGCAAUGCCACACACGAGGGGACCAUGAGUAUGACGCCUUCUUCCUCUGCUACUUCUCCCGUCACGCUGCGCGGCCAUAGGCCAACCUCCAUGGCUGUGAGCGGCGGGAUGCCCCAUUCGCCUAUGACGCCUAUUUCGCCGGCGUCCGAGAGCUACGACAGCGACAGGGGAGCGACGACGCACACAGGCAGCAAAGCAGAGAAGCUUCUAGGCAUAGGACCAGGCAAGAGCAACGAUCGACGAUUGGGCCCGAUGGCGGAAGAGGGGGUCAGAGGGAGCGGCUCGUUCCGCCGUCUCGCAUCUGGAAGCAGUAACGUUGCGGGAGCAGCGGCGCCUCCUAUUGCUGGCUCGAGUGGCUUCCUACGCCCAGACGGAGCAUCAACGACUGCCUCCACGGCGCCCAUGAUGCCAAGUGCAGGUCGAUCGAACACGGUUUCUCGCAAGCGAUUCAGCAUCUUCGGCCGCGGCGGUGGAGGUGGAAGCAGUAGCGGUGCUACCGGGGACAACGAGACGAAUGGCUCGCAAUCGGACGGCGGGACCAUUUCUCGAAUCGCGAGCGCAAGUAGCAACGGCGAUCGAGCACCGUCGCUGCAGCCGCCGCGCGAGCCAUCUCCCUCGUCAGCAACGCUCACGGCCAUGACACCGCACUCAGCCUCCUCCUUCUCUACUUCCUCGUCAUACGGAUCACGGACAGCUCCGCCUCUCGGUCAGCAGCUACACCAGCCGGUCGGAGCCGUAGGUCUCCCGCCACCGACGCUGAGCGCCAAAGAGCUCAAGCGUCUCGAGAAACUCGAGAAGAAGAGUGGGAAGAAGCAGGCCCUCGCGCCGACUAUCGAGUGGUCAGCCGACUCGCCUGUCAAUCACGAAGACGUGAGCAGCUCAGGAGGUGGUAGCAGCGGUGGAGGGGCAUCGCGAUAUGGAGUUGCCUCUGCGCCCAAAUUGCCGGCGACGGCGACGACGGCGACGAGUCCUGAUGCGCCCCCCUUCUUCUCAUUCUGA
This is a messenger RNA of Jaminaea rosea, 3531 nucleotides long. Its product is annotated as galactose oxidase. Bases 1 to 3531 code for a protein of 1176 amino acids. Gene Ontology annotation, biological process: cell redox homeostasis. The transcript is spliced from 2 exons. Gene Ontology annotation, cellular component: mitochondrion; cytosol. Gene Ontology annotation, molecular function: protein binding. Lineage: Eukaryota; Fungi; Basidiomycota; Exobasidiomycetes; Microstromatales. The record is from RefSeq and is a predicted model, not a curated record.